Messenger RNA from Cryptomeria japonica (Japanese cedar), 2515 nucleotides. Its product is annotated as ACT domain-containing protein ACR3. The transcript is spliced from 9 exons. The record is from RefSeq and is a predicted model, not a curated record. The coding region runs from base 640 to 2007 and encodes 455 amino acids. Lineage: Eukaryota; Viridiplantae; Streptophyta; Pinopsida; Cupressales; Cupressaceae.
UACCCUCCUCUGUAGUCGCGUCAGAUCUUGGACUUGAAUCUUUUUUCAAUGAAUUCGAUGAAUUUAGCGGAGAAAAUGGUCAAGAUGGCAGAAUAAGAGGAGAUUUCUAUUUAGGGCUGGUUUUGAAGUCUGAAACGGCUGUCGGUGGCGAGAUCUCUGGAGAAUUUAUCUGUGAAGAAGACACAUCAGAUUCUUUAUUAUUAAAUGUGCAGAACUACAAGGACUCUGAAUUGAAGAGGGUACUUGCAAAGCCGAGAACAAUAAUCUGUACCAGAAAGAGUAAGUGCUUUGUAUUUAGUUGGAAGGGACUAAAUACAGAGGGAUAUAAUUGGUUUUAGAGCAAGAACAAGUUGGUUGCUUUAGAUUGCUCAAAGGCUAAAAGGGAUCUUCAUAUGGGAAAGCUACUUGAAUGGUUCAACUUGGCCGACAUCUUUCUUGUAGAUAAGCUCAGGGAGAACAAUCUUCCUUCUUUCUUCGUCUUCUGGUGUUGUUGUUACGUACAUCUUAUUGGGAGACGCACAAAGUAAAUGUAGACGAUGUUCUUGAUGGUAGCGGCAUCAAUCGUUCUCUGUCUAUAGAAACUUUGGGAUACAACUUCGAAGUAGCUUGAGGGAAGGGAAUCGGAAAAAACUGGGAAACAUGGAGAGCAAUGUUUGUUGGCCCUAUUUUGAUCCUGAAUAUGAGAGUCUGAGCCAAAGAAUCCACCCACCCAUGGUCGGUAUAGACAACGAUACAUAUGGUGACUGCUCCCUAGUGAUGGUUGACAGUGCUAACCGACAUGGAAUUCUUCUGGAAGUAGUUCAAGUUUUGACAGAUCUUGAUUUGAUCAUCUCUAAAGCUUACAUUUCUUCAGACGGUGGCUGGUUUAUGGAUGUCUUCCAUGUAACAGAUCAGCUGGGUAACAAGCUGACUGACCAGAGAAUCAUUGAUUACAUUAAGCAGGCUUUGGGAGCAAAAAGGGGUCCUGCCACCAUGGAGGUGAGGACAUGCUUGGGGCGCACCGUAGGGGUUCAAUCUAUUGGGGAACACACUGCCAUAGAAAUGACUGGUACAGAUCGGCCUGGUCUUCUUUCUGAAAUUUCAGCAGUGCUUACCAAUCUGAAUUGCAAUGUGGUGGCAGCAGAAGUAUGGACUCAUAACAUGAGAGUUGCAUGUGUGGUCUAUAUCACUGAUGAAUUGACCUCUAGACCCAUAGAAGAGCCAGACCGGCUGGCUACCAUCAAGGAGCAGCUGUCCAAUGUGCUUAAGGGGAAUGAUGAUAGAAGGGGUGUCAAGACAGAUUUCUCUAUGGGUUUAACUCACACAGAACGUCGGUUGCACCAGAUGAUGUUUGCUGACAGGGAUUAUGAAGGCCCUGAAACUAGCUCACUGGGUGAAGAUGGAAAGCCUAUUAUAACAAUAGACAAUUGCAUUGAGAAGGGGUAUUCAGUGGUUACAGUCCACUCAAAGGAUAGGCCUAAGCUUUUGUUUGAUACUGUCUGCACACUAACAGAUAUGCAGUAUGUGGUCUUUCAUGCAAGCAUCAAUUCCAGUGGAUCAUGCGCAUUGCAGGAAUAUUACAUCCGUCACAUGGAUGGAUGUACCCUGGACACUGAAGGUGAAAAACAGCGGGUAAUCAAAUGUUUAGAGGCUGCAAUAGAACGAAGAGUAUCGGAGGGGCUACGCCUUGAGCUCUGUACUAGUGAUAGGGUUGGCCUCCUUUCAGAUAUUACUCGCAUUUUUCGGGAGAAUGGUUUAUCUGUUACGAGGGCUGAUGUUACAACACGAGGUGAUAAAGCAGUGAACGUUUUCUAUGUCACAGAUGCCUCUGGAAAUCCUGUAGACAUGAAGAUUGUUGAAGCCAUGAGAAAAGAGAUUGGCGAUACAAUUCUACAAGUAAAAAAUGUGCCUAGUUCUCCUAGAUCGUGCCCAAUAGAUACUACAGAAAAGCCCAGGUUUUCUUUUGGAAGCUUACUUAAGUCUCAGCUUGAGCGGAUCUCUUAUAACAUUGGUCUUAUCAAAUCUUAAAUCUGAGUGAAAACUUAAACUAAGAUUAGCCAUUGUUUAUUCAUCAGCCAUUUCAAAGGAUGAAUGUCUUUUGUUGUAGAUCUAUCAUUAUCCUGCCAGUGGCAGGGAUUACCAACGCUUGGAAGGUGGUGCAUGUUAUGCCACUUAAUUUGUAUCAGCACUGUAGAUGGGGUCUCAAAUCAGGGGAACUCUGAUAAUAAGUUUGAAUGCUUGGCCUCACCGAAGUGCUCCAGUUGGAUGUCAUAUGCCUAUUUCAAAAAAAUUGUGAUCCUUGUCAAAUGCUUUGCUAUAAUGAUCAUCCAGCCUACUGCCUUGGAAAGCUGCUACAGUUUGGUUUCCAAAUCAUCUUCAUGUACAAACUAUCUAUGAGUUUCUAGCAAAAAGCACUUGUGAGCUCCGUCUCUCACAAUCUUUUCUGUAAAUAGUGAAAGGCCUCAUUCUCAUGCCUUAAGCUGUAAAGAUUCUGGACAAGUCUAUUUAUCUGUAUAGUAGUUAAAGUUUCUUUUCA